UAAUAUAAAUAGUACGACGUUACAAUACUUUAACAAAAUAUUAAUUCUGACAUAUGACUAGAUGUCAAUGAAUAGAUAUCACUAACAAUCUGAAGGUAACUGCUGGUAAUGCAGCGCCCUCACUUUCACGAACUAAACGCUUUCAUUUUUUGUGACCCAAAUUGUUCUUAUAAAUUCACAUUCAGAAUAUAUAUAUGUGCAUGUAUAUAUUCAUUCAAUCAAGUUAACUACUUGAAUAAAAUGUCAAAUUAAAAAAUUACAAGUUUUAUAUUAAUAAUAAAUGAAAUAACUUCGACGUAAUCGACAUUAAAAUCAAAAUUAUAAAUAGGUUACUUGAAUAAAGAGUAAAGUAAUGUUUAUAUGAAUUUGGUGACGUUACGUUAGAAAUAAAAUAAUAUAAAUUAAAUCCAUUCAAUUGUCAUUGUGUGUUAAACUUAUCAUUAUUUCUUAUUUAUUUAUAUAAAAUAAUUGAAUAUUAACAAAUUAUAAACAUAAAAGUGUACUGUGUGCAAAAAUUAAUCUCGCGAAAUAAAAAUCUUAAUUAAAUCGAUAUACGAAAGUAUGAUGAGUUUUCGAUUAUCGAUGAUUUAAUCGUAAAUAAAUUAAAUUUAAAAGACAAAUUGUUGCACUUAUUCUGAAGAUUACAUAUCAAAAGUAACAACGUAAGUGUACGAUUCACGUAUGUAGUUUCACAAUUUGUGGUGUGUGUGUCCUAUGUAUACAUAACUUGUAUGUGUGUUAUUGCAAUAAUUCUUUCUUCACAUUUCGAUAGUAAAGCGAUUAAUGUUAAUUGUCAAAUAAUUUUCGUUAAAAAUAUUUGUAAACGUAGAGCGUGUCUCUUCACCUCUUCAAAAGUAACGGUACAUAUAACGCAUACAUAUGUGCAUAUGAACAUGUAUAUGUAUACACAUAUAUCGUAUAUUUGAGCUUUCUCGUUGAUCUGUGCCAUCGAAACCAAACUUCGAAGGGGACCGAUCGAUCUUUGUCCAGUUUUAUGCGAAAUAUCGAAGGAAGUAACGGAAAAGGUGUUGUAUUUAGUUAAUUAAUAUAAGGCACAAAGUUUCACGUUAUGGGGUUCGAUGUGAACCGUUUUCAAGGAGAAGUGGACGAGGAACUCGUUUGUCCAAUCUGUUCCGGUGUUCUUGAAGAUCCCGUUCAGGUGAGGAAUAUGUUGCAGGCUCCUGUAUGCGAACAUGCCUUCUGUCGUUCAUGUAUCAACGAAUGGAUUAACAGACAACCAACGUGUCCUUUGGAUCGUACUCCAAUUACCUCUGCACAACUAAGAACAGUACCAAGAAUUCUUAGAAAUUUAUUGGCUCGCUUAUGUAUUACUUGCGAUAAUAUUGUGUAUGGAUGUCAAGUAAGCAUCAAGUUGGACAGUUUAGUAUCACAUUUGGAACAAUGCGAAUAUAACCCUAAAAGACCAAUGUUAUGCGAACAAGGUUGUAGUCUCAUCAUUCCAAAAGAUGAGUUGAAAGAUCACAAUUGCGUAAGAGAAUUAAGAAAUUUAAUUCAGUCUCAACAGCAAAAGUUAACAGAUAUGAAACGAGAAUUAGGUGAACAACAACUUCAAAUAAAUGAACAUAAGCGAGAAAUACAUUUAUUAAAAGAUUUUAUGAGAGCAUUAAGAAUAUCGAAUCCAGCAAUGAGAGCUAUUGCUGAUCAAAUGGAAAGAGACGAAGUUGUAAGAUGGUCUGCAACUCUUCCACGUGCCAGAGUUACAAGAUGGGGUGGUAUGAUCUCAACUCCUGAUGAAUCGUUGCAGAUAAUGGUGAAAAGAACAUUGUCAGAAAAUAAUUGUCCACCUCACAUAAUCGAUGAACUAAUGGAAAAUUGUCAUGAAAGAAAAUGGCCAUCGGGUUUAAAUUCUUUAGAAACUAGACAAAAUUCCAGAAGACAAUAUGAAUAUUACAUAUGCAAGAGAGUGCCUGGAAAGCAGGCUGUUUUAGUCCUCCAUUGCGAUAAUACGCAUAUGCCAGAAGAUAUGAUUAUUGAACCUGGUUUAGUAAUGAUUUUUGCCCAUGGUAUUGAAUGAAUAAACAUAGGGAAAAAGAAAACCCCAUUAAAUAUUAUGGUAUUUUUAGGAAGAAAAAUGAACUUUAACAAGUUGAGUGUAUCUACUUGAUGUUUGCUAUGAUUUAUCUCAACGACGCAUACAAAAAAAUUAGUUUUAUUAAUAUGUGUGCACAAUCUAAGAGAUAUGGGUGGUAUUAAAUGUCUCUCGCAAACUAUUUCUGUUUGCAAAUAUAGUUUAACAAAAAAAAAAAAAAAAAAAAAAAAAAAGAAACAU
This is a messenger RNA of Polistes dominula (European paper wasp), 2290 nucleotides long. RefSeq names its product E3 ubiquitin-protein ligase NRDP1 elgi (gene elgi). Gene Ontology annotation, cellular component: plasma membrane signaling receptor complex. The record is from RefSeq and is a predicted model, not a curated record. Gene Ontology annotation, molecular function: metal ion binding; ubiquitin protein ligase activity. Gene Ontology annotation, biological process: protein ubiquitination; regulation of canonical NF-kappaB signal transduction. NCBI's taxonomy places the organism in Eukaryota, Metazoa, Arthropoda, Insecta, Hymenoptera, Vespidae.